UGAAGCCAGCAAUCACCCUCUUCGGAUUCCUGGUAACGCUGAGCCUGUGCCAGGGAUCUGGACCUUCCUUGAAAGAUAUCUCAGGGAUGCUGUCGGCUCCAUCCCUUCUGAGCAGUGUUGAUGAAGCCAAGCAGCUGGUGGAUGCAGCAUAUAAGUACACCCGGAACCGUUUAAAGGAGAAACUGAGGAACGAAGCCUUCACCCCUGCAGAUAUCCUGGGACAUAUCAAGCAGCCAGUGGGAGGAACCAGGGCCAUGAUCCGAGCUGCUGAUUACAUGGAAACCACCCUGAGCCUGCUGAAGGAGAAGUUGCAGUGGACUGUGAAGAGGAAGUUUAAUGUCACAGACAUGCUGACCCCAGCUCAGCUGGAAUUGAUUUCCAAGGCUACUGGAUGUGCCCAACAAAAUAUGAAUAUACCAUGUGACAAAGCAAACACUUACCGAACAAUCACGGGUGAAUGCAACAACAGGAGAAGCCCUACCUUAGGGGCUUCAAACAGAGCCUAUAGCCGAUGGCUGCCGCAAGAGUAUGAAGAUGGUGUUUCAAUCCCUCGUGGCUGGACAGAAGGAAUCUGUUAUUCUGGAUUUUCUCUCCCAUUGGUGCGAGAAGUUUCAAACAAGAUUGUACGCUUUCCCACUGAGCAGCUCGUAUCGGAUCAGAACAGAGCACUCAUCUUCAUGCAGUGGGGCCAGUUUAUUGACCAUGACAUGGACUUUGGCCCUGCGACUCCAGCAACAGUCACUUUCAGCAGCAGAACGGACUGUCAGACCAGCUGUGCCAAAAAACCACCUUGCUUCCCCAUCAAGAUUCCACCCAACGAUCCACGAAUUAAAAACCAAAGUGACUGCAUUCCAUUCACCCGCUCAGCCCCUGCAUGCACCAUGGGCAGAGCCAUUCGAAACCAGAUCAAUGCACUCACAUCCUUCCUUGAUGGCAGCAUGGUGUACGGCAGUGAAGUACCUUUGGCUAAGAGUCUAAGGAAUAAUACCAACCAGCUGGGCUUGAUGGCUGUUAACCAGCAAUUUACUGAUGAGGGAUUGGAAUUACUGCCAUUCAGAAAUAUGGAGAAAGACAUCUGUGUUCUCACCAACAAAACAGCUAAAAUCCGAUGUUUUUUUGCAGGUGACACUCGAGCCAAUGAAAUGCCAGAGCUGACAUCUUUGCACACACUUUUUCUCCGGGAGCACAAUCGCUUGGCCAGAGAGCUGAGGAGAUUAAAUCCACAGUGGGAUGGAGAGAAGCUCUACCAGGAGGCCCGGAAGAUCAUAGGUGCCAUGAUCCAGAUUAUAACCUUCAGAGACUACUUGCCCCACGUGCUGGGAAAUAACUUCAGGACAGCUAUUCCUUUCUACCAGGGGUACAAUGACUCUGUGGAUCCCCGAAUAUCCAGCAUCUUCACCAUCGCUUUCCGCUUUGCUCACGCUUCGAUUCAGCCCUUUGUGUUCCGCUUGGAUGAUCGCUACCAGCCUGUAGGCCCCCCAACUCUCCUCAGCAAAGAAUUCUUUGCUACGUGGAAAAUUGUGACACAAGGUGGCAUUGACCCUAUUCUCCGUGGCUUGAUGGCUAAUCAGGCCAAACUGAUGACACAGAGGCAAAUGGUUGUGGAUGAAGUCCGGGAUCGGCUGUUUGAACAGGUCAUGAGGAUUGGACUGGAUUUAGCGGCACUUAACAUGCAGCGUGGCAGAGAUAAAGGUCUCCCAGGGUAUAACGCCUGGAGGCAAUUCUGUGGGCUUUCACAGCUUUGCAACUUAGCUGAUCUCUCUGAAGAGCUGAGAAAUCAUAAGCUAGCCAAGAAGUUCAUGGACCUGUACGGGACACCAGACAAUAUCGACAUCUGGAUUGGGGCACUCGCGGAGCCAUUUGUUCCCAAUGGCAGAGUUGGGCCCACCAUGGCUUGCCUCAUUGGAUCUCAGUUCAGAAAAUUGCGAGAUGGGGACAGAUUCUGGUGGGAGAAUAUCGGGAUUUUCACUCCCCAGCAGCGAAGCGCCCUGAGACGGAUCAGCUUGCCACGUAUAAUCUGUGAUAACACCCACAUUACUGAGGUUCCUAGGCAUAUUUUCUAUGCCAAUACUUACCCCAGAGACUUUGUGAACUGCAAUCGGAUACCGAAGCUGGACCUCUCAGCUUGGAGAUCAACGCAUGCUGGGGAAGAAGAAGCAUCUGGUGACUACUAGUGAUGGAAGCUGAAGUUCCCCUGGAGGGCUGGAGUCAGGAUGCUGCCCACAAGGAUUCUUUACCACAUUCAGUCCAAUGAUUUUACUGCCUGGAAUACACGGCAUAAGUGCUAGUGUUUGGCUUGAUUUUGUUUUGCAUGAGGCCUCUUCAGUGAGAUGCAACCAAAUUAAAGUGAGCAUUGUUAAAAGACAUUCCAGUGCAAUAUAUGAAAUGUUCUAAACAUGACAUUACAGAGCAGAGAACGGCACUAGAAUGAGUUUUCAAAACGACAACAGAAUAUUUGACAAUCAGCCAGGAAUCUUACGAAAUUCACACAAAUUUGGCCUAAAUCAGCUUUUUCUUAAGAGCCAUUUCUUUCUGUCUGAUUUUCCAUAAUCAUAUGGGUCUCUGUUGGGAGAUGGUGUUGUAGGACAAAGUAGGUCCAACGGAUGCACUAGAAUUUCUCUGCAAUGAACUCUCAACGUACCUCUUAUUUACUAAAACUCUGUUGUGCUCUCUGAGUUAGUAUAACAAAUCCUAGAAUUUUUCCUUUAAGAGAAACAAAGUUUGCAGAUUUUCCAGGGGUGCAUUUGAACGAGACAGUAAUGAUUGUCAGCCAUGUGAUGCCACUUAAUUAUUGUUCUUUGGUUUCUAGGCUAAAAAAGCUUCUCUUUCUGAUUUUCCUGGAAUGGUGAGUCAGCAAAGUGUCUCUAUUGAAGAAAUGAGACAUUAACUCAUUAAUUCCUAAUCUUUUUGCAGACUUUGGAAAAGUCAUAGAAUCUCAGGGUUGGAAGGGACCUCAGGAGGUCAUCUAGUCCAAUCCCCUGCUCAAAGCCAGACCAAUCUCCAAUUUUUGGCCCAGAUCCCUAAAUGGCCCCCUUGAAGAUAGAACUCACAGCCCUGGGUUUAGCAGGCCAAUGCUCAAACCACUGCGCUAUCUCCCCCCAAGCUAUUCCAUGGUAGUCACAAAAGAAUAAGGACGUGCUAUUAGUGUUAGCACCACAUAUGAAAGGAAAUUGGUGCGACAGCCUCAGUUCUCUGGGCUGGGGAAGAAGCACUUGGCAUGAGUCUUUGCAUCCUAAACCUGGGUGAUGGGACCAGUCCUGGCGCUAAGUAGAGCAGCUGGAAGAUGAAAACCAAAUGGGUGCAGGGAUGCCUUAACUAUGCUUCCUUUUCCCCUGGCUCCAUCCCCAUCUGGCAGCUGAGGUGCAGGAGAAAUUACACAAGCUCUGUGCCACCUUAGGAUUCCCUUAGGCAGGGGGAAUCCACCAGCAAUUGAUGCAGUGAUAAUUGUUUAGCUCUCUGGGACAGGGUCCACUAGCAUUAGAAUUGCUUUGCCCAGCUGAAGUGGCUAGAACUGUGCAAAGUAGCCCUAUGUUUGGGUGAUUUGGUGCCUAGCUAUCCAGUCACAUAGGCUGUAUAAAUUUGGAAAGCCAGUGUGUUCAUUUGUGUGGUUCCUCUAGCAUUUUAAUUUAAUCCUCAAUUAAUUUAAUUAACUCAGGCAUCAGUGCAAAGAAUCUUCUGCUGAGUGAAGGCUGAGAGUUUGGGAUGUGAAUAGUAAUUGCUAGUGACAGUCACAAAGCCACAGUGUGAUCUUCAGCAUUACACAACAAGGGACUCCUCUGAUUUUCAGGUCUGCUCAGAACAUGAAGUCCUCUCUCAGUUAAUGUACAUGCCCCUGUGUCAUGCUAGGACUAGAAUAAGCAAAGCUGGAGAAGAAAAUCAUUCUCUGUUAGAACUCUUCUGUCCUCAAAAUUGUUUGAGUCUGGGUCUAAGCAGCAGAAUCAGGAUUGCAUCCGCAGGGAGGCAGGAAGUGUGUUUAUUACAGCCAUGCCGAUUUAUGUGGGAAGCUGGGCACAAUACAGAUGGCAGUGACUCUUUUUUGAGCCUUUGUCUGUAAAUAAGCUUUCUUUCACUUAAUUAAUUAUAAGGCUAGAGGGGCCUAUAGUGAUCAUCUACUCUAACUUUCUGUAUAACACAGGCCACAGAACUUCCCUGAAUUAAUUCCUGUUUGUUCUAGAGCAGAUCUAGUUCAAAUAGUCUCAUUCCACACAUAUCCCACCAUUCCUCAAGUGAGGGGCAAACCAACUUCUCCUUCGCUCCUGUAAUGGGCCUUGAGUUGCUAUGCCUGCUAUAUAACCACUCUCUGUGUAACGCAUCGCCCAAUAAAAUGCU
This is a messenger RNA of Caretta caretta (loggerhead turtle), 4329 nucleotides long. RefSeq names its product myeloperoxidase (gene MPO). NCBI's taxonomy places the organism in Eukaryota, Metazoa, Chordata, Testudines, Cheloniidae. Gene Ontology annotation, molecular function: peroxidase activity; heme binding. The record is from RefSeq and is a predicted model, not a curated record. Gene Ontology annotation, biological process: response to oxidative stress; defense response to bacterium.